Molecule: messenger RNA, 1745 nt
Organism: Pundamilia nyererei
Lineage: Eukaryota; Metazoa; Chordata; Actinopteri; Cichliformes; Cichlidae
Product: G-protein coupled receptor 20-like
Exons: 5
Coding region: 50-1276 (408 amino acids)
Biological process (GO): phospholipase C-activating G protein-coupled receptor signaling pathway; positive regulation of Rho protein signal transduction
Cellular component (GO): plasma membrane
Molecular function (GO): G protein-coupled receptor activity
Source: RefSeq, a predicted model, not a curated record
ACCACUUUUUCUCUUCUUCAGCCUACCUGUCAUUCAUUUUUUCCAACCAAUGGAGAGCCUUCUCGCCAACAUCAGCUCCAGCUCCACUGCUGAGCCUCUCCUGUCACUUUUCAACUCACACCAAACUAACUGCAACACCUGGGACCAGGAAUGGGGGACCACAAACCUGCACAGGUUAGCCCACCUGGACAUGCAGCUGUAUCAAGAUUUCUACACCGUCUGGGUUUUUCUGAUGGUGUUUAACUGUCUGAUGCUGGUGGUUGGGGUGGUCCUCAACAGCCUGGCUCUCUACGUUUUCUGCGGUGCCUCUGCACACUCUUCAGCCUCCGUGGUUUACACCAUAAACCUGGCGGUGGCUGACCUGCUGGUGGCUCUGUCGCUGCCAGCUCGCAUCGCUCUGUACCACAGUGGAGGGAGCUGUGUGGCCUGCUCAUACGUCCACACCUUCAGCUACUUUGUCAAUAUGUACUGUAGUAUCCUGUUUCUGACCAGCAUCUGUAUCGAUCGGUACCUCGCUGUCGUCCACGCAUCCAGUACCCUUCAUCGAUGGAGGACCAUAGGAGCGGCAAGGUGUGUCAGUGCCACCGUGUGGUUCAUUGCAGUCGUGGUCACCUACUCUUUUCAGACCACAGCUUUGGAGUUCAGUUCCUCCUGCAUGGUCCUCCCUGCCCUUUUCUAUCUCACCAUCCUGGAGUUUCUCCUCCCCCUGCUCGCUGUGGUGGUCUUCACUCUGCGCGUCACCUGUUUUCUCUCCUCCAGCCACAGCGGGAUGCCCCACCAGAGCAGGGUGAGGAGGACUCGUGCCAUCAGGCUUUUGGCCACCGUCCUGGUGGUCUUCACUGUGUGUUUCACACCCUUCCACGUCCGCCAGGUGCUGGUUUACUUCCAGUUCAGAGUGGCGGGGGAGGCUCCCGGGCAAGGGGCGAGGGAUGUGCUUGCCUAUCACAUCACCGUGACCUUGAGCAGCCUGAACAGCUGCCUGGAUCCAGUGGUUUACUGCUUUGUGACGGACAGCUUCAAGAGAAUGUGGAGGACCAGGAGAAGGGGAGGCAGAGAGGAGGACGGGGAGGUGGGGUUUACAAGUGGCAUCGAAGGGGAGAGGAAUUCGCUGAAUAAAUGCUCGGGUACGGCACUGGCGAUAGCUCAGAGCAUAGCCACACUAACGCUCACAAGCGCACCCCUCUCUACAACCAGCGCACACCACUCUGAUUGGACAGGCGGCCAUGUUUCAGAAACCAGUGAUGGCACAGUUCAGAGAGACAGCUGGAGACAGUGACACAUGUCGACUUUGUUUUGCUGUGAAACCAAUGAACUUACAUUGCUUCAAGUUUCAAAAGCUGCUGGAUUACACACAGAAAAAAAAUUAUGUAUGUGGGGAGUUGAUGUUUGGCUUGUGUUCCAGAGGCACCUCAUCAAAGUUUGUGAUGUAAAAAUUCAGAUUGAUUAAGGAGGAAAAAAAACCCAUUUUAUUCACAAACAAGCUUUUUAUUUAGUCAUCGUUCUGUCUGGAUACUUCUUUAACACUCUUUGUAAAUUCCUGCACAUGUGAGUUAAACAAGGCUUUACCUGUCCCUUUAUUCCCUUUCUUGCUCUUUUUUUAAACGAAAAUUUUUCCAUUAGAAAUAAAAACAAAAAGUUGUAUAGUAACAGUUGUAUAGUAGGUAAACUACCGUGACUAAGUCAUACGCUUUAGAAUGGAAAUACUCCUUUUGUCAUGGUCCUGCGACCAUGACUCGGUGACUUUG